UUCUUUUUAUUGUUAUCGGUUAUCACAAAUGUCAAUGUCAUAACAAAUCUCAAAUGAAAUAAUUUCAAAUUUAUUUUGUUCUGAUAAGAUUAUAUCUAAUAAUAUAAUGUAAAGAGCAAAUAUCUACAUCAAUUGUCGUAGGACUUCAUAACACACUUGUUGUAUCAUUUAUUGUAGUGCAGUAAAUAACUGGGUCAUUAGUUGACGUGACGUAUCUUAUAUCGUUGCCUGCCUUAACCAUGGACGGACCUUCUAGACCCAGAAAAAAGCUUAAAGCAUGUGCGCAAGUAGCAACAAAUGUGGUCGAGCAGAAGCACCAAGUGUCCAGAGCUAAAAGAAGCAGAGCUCUGGGUAGUCGAGCGUUUCGGGGAAGUACCGUUUGGUUUACCGGACUCAGUGGCGCCGGCAAAACUAGUAUAGCUUUCGCACUUGAAGCGUAUCUUGUCUCCAAAGGUAUACCAGCGUACGGCCUCGAUGGCGACAACAUUCGCACUGGUCUUAAUAAGAACCUUGGCUUCACCAAGGAAGACAGAGAGGAGAACAUCAGGCGGGUGGCCGAAGUGGCGAAACUUUUCGCCGACAGCGGAGUCGUCUGCUUGUGCAGUUUUGUUUCCCCAUUUGCAGAAGACAGAGAAGUGGCCCGCAGAACUCACACCGAUUCCGAUCUUCCGUUCUUCGAAGUGUUUAUUGACACGCCAUUGGAAAUUUGCGAGCAGAGAGACACUAAGGGUCUCUAUAAGAAGGCCCGUGAAGGACAAAUUAAGGGUUUCACUGGUAUCACUCAAGACUAUGAACGGCCUGAAGCCCCAGAGCUGGUCAUCCAAACAGUUGGACGAUCAGUCGAAGAAUCUACAAUGGAAGUUGUCCGUCUUCUUGAAUCACAGGGCAUAAUACCUCGUUACGAAGUCGACGGUGCCGGUGUCGAAGAACUGUUUAUAUACGGGAACAGAUUGAGCAGCGCCAUAGAAGAGGCGGCGAGGAUCCCUCAGAUUGAGAUCACGAAGCUUGAUUUGCAGUGGGUUCAAGUGCUAUCCGAGGGCUGGGCCUAUCCGCUCAAAGGUUUUAUGCGAGAAAUUGAAUAUUUACAAGCCCUCCACUCCAACUGCCUGACGCUGGGCGACUCGUCGCUCGUGAACCAGUCGGUGCCGGUGGUGCUGCCGCUGCAGACGGCGGACAAGGAGCGGCUGGCGGGCGCGGCGGCCGUGGCGCUCGUGCACGCGGGCCGCGCCGUCGCCGUCCUGCGCGCGCCCGAGUUCUACCCGCACCGCAAGCCCGAGCGCUGCGCGCGACAGUUCGGCAUCUACCACCCCGGGCACCCCUACAUCAAGAUGAUCGAGGAAUCAGGUGACUGGCUCGUAGGCGGUAACUUGGAGGUGUUCGAACGUAUUCGUUGGGACGACGGCUUGGACUCGUACCGUCUCACGCCUAACGAGCUCAGACAAAAGUUCAAAGAGUUGAACGCGGACGCCGUAUUUGCUUUCCAACUUCGUAAUCCAAUCCACAACGGCCACGCGCUGUUGAUGCAGGACACGCGCCGGCAGCUGCUCGAGAGAGGAUUCAAGAACCCCGUCCUCUUGUUACACCCUCUGGGAGGCUGGACAAAAGACGACGACGUUCCGCUGGAAGUGAGAAUUAACCAACACAAAGCCGUUCUGAACGAAGGCGUUCUGGAUUCGAAGUCUACGGUUCUUGCCAUUUUCCCCUCGCCUAUGAUGUAUGCUGGACCCACUGAGGUGCAGUGGCACGCCAAGUGCCGCAUGAACGCGGGCGCCAACCACUACAUCGUGGGGCGCGACCCGGCCGGCGUGCCGCACCCCGCGGCGCCCGGCGACCUGUUCGACGCGCGCCACGGCGCCAUGCUGCUCGCCGUCGCGCCCGGCCUCGCCGACCUCGAGAUUAUUCCGUUCCGCGUAGCAGCUUAUGACGCAUCAGUGGGUAAAAUGGCUUUCUUUGACCCGACUCGUAAAGAAGACUUCGACUUCAUUUCCGGAACUAGAAUGCGGGGUCUGGCCCGAGCCGGUAAGGAACCGCCCAAGGGUUUCAUGGCGCCGAGCGCUUGGAAAGUGCUCUCAGAAUAUUAUCAGUCGCUUAAGUCAAAAAUGGACACAAACUAAUUAAUUUAAAAAAUGAAAUAUAUUUAAAAAUAUAUAUAUUUUUUACUAAACUCCUUGGAAAUCGUAAAAAUGUCGUCUCCAAAUAAUGGUUUACAUUCCUAAAUUGUCUCUAAAGAAUUAUUUUGUGUAGUUAUACACAUUCCAAUUUUCACAGUACGAAAUGUAUUUACUUUUUACUUUUGACAUUUAUUUAAAGAAAAAAAAUAUAUUAAGGUCCGUUUAUAAUAUCACGAUAACUUUUGUUACCGCUAGACGAUUGCACAUAAAAACCGUAUUUUGUUA
This is a messenger RNA of Vanessa tameamea, 2396 nucleotides long. It is a transcript of the gene Papss, whose product is annotated as bifunctional 3'-phosphoadenosine 5'-phosphosulfate synthase. Gene Ontology annotation, biological process: sulfate assimilation; 3'-phosphoadenosine 5'-phosphosulfate biosynthetic process. NCBI's taxonomy places the organism in Eukaryota, Metazoa, Arthropoda, Insecta, Lepidoptera, Nymphalidae. Gene Ontology annotation, molecular function: sulfate adenylyltransferase (ATP) activity; adenylylsulfate kinase activity; ATP binding. The transcript is spliced from 14 exons. Bases 240 to 2114 code for a protein of 624 amino acids. The record is from RefSeq and is a predicted model, not a curated record.